Lotus japonicus is the source of this 932-nucleotide messenger RNA. RefSeq lists its product as uncharacterized. The coding region runs from base 109 to 753 and encodes 214 amino acids. The transcript is spliced from 2 exons. NCBI's taxonomy places the organism in Eukaryota, Viridiplantae, Streptophyta, Magnoliopsida, Fabales, Fabaceae. The record is from RefSeq and is a predicted model, not a curated record.
CCCAUAAAAUACAAAGAAAACAAAAAAGAAAAACACCAUUACCAGUUUACAACCACUGUUGCUUCUCUCGUUUCUUGUCUCUGAUCUCUGUUGUCUCUCACAAUCACCAUGUACUCAUCCAUGAAACCGAAUCGCAGGCCACCACUACCCAAAUCACCAAUCCGUCUCCGAUCUUCCCGUCGCCCCCUUCGUUCCUCAGAUUCCACCUCUCUACUUCAAACCCCACCAGGAUCGUUGACCAAAUCUCAGAAACCGCUUCGAUCCCCUGAUCUCCGACCUGAAUACCGCACAAUUUCAUACGAGCUUCGUGCCCUGGCGAAGAUGGUUCAUAACGAAUUCGGAGAUGCAGGUUCUGGUUCAGAAAACGUGGCUGUUGGUGUGAAGAAGAACCCUGAUUCUCUGUUUGAGAGGGGGAGGUUCUAUGAUGAAUACUCUGCUCGGAGGAACGAGAGGCUGAAGAGGAAGAAGGGUGUGGCCGUGGAGGAAGGUAGCGUUGCUAACAAGGCUACUAAGGCCGCGUUUGGUUUAGGUGUUAAUAUGGAAUCUGGAAAGAAGAGUAGUACUGCGAGGAAAAUUGGGAGUCUGAGGAAAUCUGUUUCUGCUGCUUACUCGAUGGAGGUGAGUGAAACUCCGAGGUACAUGCUCAGAAGCAUGACCAAGGAGAAUAAGAAACCUCCUCUGGCUGGGAAGUUUGAGAAAUCUGUUGUUGGUGGGGAGAAGAAGAUUGGAGCAAGAAGAGUGGGACGAAUUUGAAAUUAGUUGGUAGGGCUUUGUUUACAUUUACUUGAUUGAGAGAACUUGAUUUAAUUUGAUGUUUGUGUUGAAUCUUGUUCUCUGUUUUCUUGGUCUGUUAAUUUUUACUCAAACCUGUGGAAUGAACCUGAAGGAAGGUUUAUGAAUUGAUAUAGAUAAAUCUUUGUUCUUAGUUGAUA